UGAAUACAAGUUUAUGUAAAUAGAUGUUCCUUUCGUUGAAACAAACUCAUAGUCCGUUCCUGGAGUUUAAAAUAAAAUUUAAUGUUGUAAUAUUAAUACAGGAAAAUGUCACUUUCUCAUUACAAUGUUUACGUUUUGGUUUUUGUGUUUCUUAUUGGUAUCCAACAUUGUGGAGCAGCCGACUAUUGUGUUUUCAACAGCGGUCAGAGCUACUGUGAUAAUGGGUGCUGUACAGACGCCUGCUGUGAUAUGUCGACAUUGGCGAUUAUUGGUCUGGUUAUAGGCGCCAUUCUGUCCUUAGCCGCCGUAGCCGGCUGCAUCGUCUGCUUGGUGUGUAUGUGUAAACAGUCAAGUGCAAAUAGUGGCGCAAAUAUGGUACAACCAAUGCCCAACAACUCGAACACUGUGUAUGUUCACAAUGCACCAAACCAUCCACCGCCUCGGGCUGCGCCACCAAGUUACGGGCAGUACGGCUCUUAUCCAGGAAGCGCAGACAAUAUGUACGGGUUCAACGAUGCUGCAUACCCACCGGGAUCUCAUCCGCCGCCCGCAUAUUCGUACUCUAAUCCACGGUCGGAUAAAUAUUAGCUGAAACUGAUAAAUCUUCAAUAUGA
Molecule: messenger RNA, 614 nt
Organism: Mercenaria mercenaria
Lineage: Eukaryota; Metazoa; Mollusca; Bivalvia; Venerida; Veneridae
Exons: 4
Coding region: 106-588 (160 amino acids)
Source: RefSeq, a predicted model, not a curated record